CACCAUAAUCCACGUGUCUUAGGUCUAUGUUAUGAUACGUGUUUCACUUUCAUCGUGAACCCUCAGGCAGGACACGAAACUCUCGUGACAACAAAGUCGUGGGUAUUUGAGGCACAGCGCGCAAACUCCACGAAACCGGAAUGAUUUCUUCGUCAAGCAGAUUCAUUCCGAACUGGCAGGACACGUCCAGCCGUUGGUUGACAUAAAACAACCCGAACCAGCCCGACCAGGCUCAGUUGUCGGUCAACUUGUACACGUGCACCAUCUCCCGGGGGAAACCCUCGCGACACGUUUCGGAGACAGUUAUCAUCAUUGGGGAGGAGGCAAUCCCCGCCACUGCAUGGGUUGAACUUAAUCACUGAAUUGUGUGUAUCCUGCUUGUGAGCAGGGAAAAUCGUGGUGCGUGCGGAAAGGGGGUGUGCGUGUGAAGAAAGGCAACCGCUCGCGCUCCAUCGCGGAUAUUGGUUGCGUUGAGUCAGUGCGGGGACACCACACAGGGGUGGGUGGAAGUGGUUGGGGACAGACGCGUUCCGUCGUUGUUUGAGUGGCUGAUUCAGAAGAAAAUCGUCUUAUUGUGCGGUGGAUGGCGUGGAGGCGGUUCGUGGAGGUUGGGACGUGUUGUGUGGCGAAGAAAAGUUUAGCCCAAAUUUGAUUUUUCGCUCUUUGCCGUGUGUUCGGAGUAAAGAACUUGUGUGUAUAAUAUAUCAAGAAGUAAAUUAUCAUAUCAGUAUAAUUAGUGAAUUAACGUGUGCGUCAAGCUGUGAGUCCGAAAGAAUUGCCCCACAAGGAAUUGAAUUUCGGUGAAGGUGGAACAACUUUGCUGCUAAAUGGAAUAGAUUGGUCCCGUACGCAGUGGGGAUUUGGGUACGACCGAAAUACAAAUUGGGAGUUUAGCGAAAGUGUCGGAACAGCAAUACCCGGACCUCGCCUCUCGUUGUUGGUUGGUAUGCAGCAUUCGUACGCACGGUUGAAUACCUGGCUUGCGAAAGGGUCCUCCCAUUCAUAUUGGCAACCGGUGAACGAGAAGCUGUGCUGUGACAACGGCAAGGACACGAUAGCGACCGGCGACAGCAACACAAAAGGCGAUCCCCUGUCGACGGAGCAAUUCAAGUUAAAUUUGGUGUGAAGAAGGUACAGGACCCAAGUGUGCCGUCGUCACGGUCCAACAUUUCGCUGAGUAAAACAACAAACAAAAUUCAACCGUACGGAAAAUCUAACCGAUCUGCUCCUGCCCACCCCCGCCCGGUGGUACAUAGUUCAGUGAGCAAAAGCUGCGAGUUCCCAUACCCAAGUGUCGAGGGGCUCCGUAUUUCUACAUAUCUACUGCUCGCCGCGCUGGUGCUGCUGCCCGAUGCAAAGUGAAACCCAAUAAGGUGAAAUCAAACAAAUAGAGAGUGGAGAGGAAUAAAAGGUUCCGGUCGUUCCCGGGAACCGAGUAGACCGAGGCGGCGGCGGCGGUGAAGGGAAUAGUGAUUGAAGGGGUCUCCAAAAUGAAGAAAAAUGGGGAAAUUUGGGGAUUCAAGUGAAGCCGAUCCUUCCGGGCUUGGAUUGUUCCCUGUUGUAGUGAAGGAGUGAGUCGGAACUGGGAAGGACUACGCAGAUUGAAUCGAAGUCACAGUUGGAUUUUCUUUAAAGCAGGAUUCCCGGUUCGUUAUCGUUGUGCACACAUCAUGGAAACGCUCUACACCGGACACAUCCACGGUUUUCCACCGGCGGCCAACGUGUCGUACGGAUCGCUGAGCACGACCUGGGGCUCCCAGGGUGGGCUGAUUGCGCUGGGGGUCGUCCUGGGGAGCUCCGUUAGCUUGGUGGGGCUGGCGUUUGCCUUCAUUACGUACAGCUUGUUUUCCGACCUGAAGUCGCUGGCAGGCACGGCCCUUCUCAGCCUGCUCGCAUCGCUCUUCAUGAGCCAGCUGCUGUUCGUGAUCGGCGUGGGUGGCGUUCAGGACACCGAACUUUGCCUUUCGCUGUCGUUGGCUUUGCUAUUUAUGAAACUGGCUUCGAUGUGCUGGCUGUGCUGCUGCUGUCACCAUGCGUUGGUGCUGUUUCGAUCCAGCACCAAUCUGAACCCCAAUCCGGAGCCCAGCAUGGGACGAGCGUUGGCCCAUUACAGCCUUUUAUCGUGGGGCUUUCCGCUGCUAAUGCUGGGUGUGGCGGCCGCCUUCAAGUACAAGGAACGGGACGUGAAAAUCACCGGGGCACAAGUCAUCGCACAGAUCGUGCACGACCUGAACGGCGAUAGUCACUGUUGGCUGAUGGAGGGUUCGGCGUACAUCUGGGGCUUUCUGGUGCCGGCGGUGGUGUUGCUUUUCGCCGGAUUCUACCUGGCGUGCCAGGGCGGCGGUGCGGUCAAGAUUGCCGCAGCCCUGCAGAUUGACAGCCGGGCCAAAAACAAACUGGUCAAGAAGCGGGGCCUCCAGAUCGGGCUGUUUUUUAAGAUUCUAAUCGUAUUGUCCACGGUGGUCUUUCUGGGAGCGAUCGCCUCGAUUUGGAAUGUUGUCGAACUUUGGUCCAUCUACAGCAUCGCACAGGGCAUCCAGGGCCUGGUGAUAGCAAUGCUGGUGUCGUGCAACUGCAAGAUCCUCAAACUGUACUCGGCCCCGCGCAGUCAAAAGUCCCGCCGGGGCACCUAUCGCAGCCUCAAGGACGGCGAAGGGGGCCGCUACGGGGUCCUCUCGGUGACCAAUCCGAACUACGAGGACAUUCCCCCGCUGCAGCAUGCCUUCGCGCCGGUUCCGGAACCGGCGGAGGAAUCGCCCUCGCCGGCGCACAGCUACGUCAAGAUGGCCUACCGGGAGCGUCACUUCGUCGAGCGGACCGACGUGGUCGUGCCCUCGGCCCUGGACUGUGCCUUCAGCGGGGAACUGUCCACCUCGUUGGCGAUCGAGGAAAUCCCGCGCAGCCCACUGCCGGCCUCGGUGUGAAACCCGCCUUAGCGGAUGUGUGUACAAUUUCGUGUUCGACACCGAGGGGGAGGGGCUUAGUGACAAUAAACGUGCAGUGGCGCCUGGCCAAUCGGAGAAGGAACGAUGACGAUGCCCUGCGAGUGGAUGAACUACUACUACUACUAACACUAACAACUAAAUAUAUCAUUCAGAGUGUAGCGUGCAUAUCUAGAUCAUAUCAGAGAUGAAAUAUCAGCUAUAUAUUGUAUAUCAAGAUGGGGUAAUGUAUUUUUGACGCACUGGCACGGAAUGCUGUACAUACUGGAAAAGAAAAGUUUAGAUAACUUGUAUCUAUGAGAGAAACUUUCAGGACAGUAAAUUGGGUCCGAUUGUUGAGCAUUUAUUGAGACGUCAGUAGAGUACUACACAAAGAAUAUAUAAAAUGGUGCAAAAAGCUAUAACAA
Aedes albopictus (Asian tiger mosquito) is the source of this 3349-nucleotide messenger RNA. RefSeq names its product latrophilin-like protein LAT-2. Gene Ontology annotation, cellular component: membrane. Lineage: Eukaryota; Metazoa; Arthropoda; Insecta; Diptera; Culicidae. The record is from RefSeq and is a predicted model, not a curated record. Gene Ontology annotation, molecular function: G protein-coupled receptor activity. Gene Ontology annotation, biological process: G protein-coupled receptor signaling pathway; cell surface receptor signaling pathway. The transcript has 9 exons. Bases 1671 to 2924 code for a protein of 417 amino acids.